This is a messenger RNA of Aspergillus aculeatus ATCC 16872, 1510 nucleotides long. Its product is annotated as mandelate racemase/muconate lactonizing enzyme family protein. Gene Ontology annotation, biological process: carbohydrate catabolic process; amino acid catabolic process. Gene Ontology annotation, molecular function: magnesium ion binding; L-fuconate dehydratase activity. The transcript has 4 exons. The coding region runs from base 73 to 1431 and encodes 452 amino acids. Lineage: Eukaryota; Fungi; Ascomycota; Eurotiomycetes; Eurotiales; Aspergillaceae. The record is from RefSeq and is a predicted model, not a curated record.
CCUCGACCGGGGUUUCUUUUGCAAUUCACAGACCUGGAAUAAUCCCAAUUGACCCCGCCUCAAUCAGACAAGAUGGUCAAGAUCACCAGUUUCACCACGCGGGACGUGAGGUUUCCGACCUCCCUUGACAAGACCGGUUCCGAUGCCAUGAAUGCCGCCGGUGACUACUCUGCCGCCUACUGUAUAAUCUACACCGAUUCCGAAUACGCUGGACAUGGCAUGACCUUCACAAUUGGCCGCGGCAACGAGAUCGUCGCCUCUGCCAUUGAGCUUCUUGCCCCUCUCGUCGUUGGCAAGGACCUCGACGAGCUGACUGCUGAUUGGGGCAAGACCUGGCGGUACCUGGUGUCCGACAGCCAGCUGCGCUGGAUCGGUCCCGAGAAGGGUGUCAUCCACCUGGCUCUGGGUGCUGUGGUCAAUGCGCUCUGGGAUCUGUGGGCCAAGACCCUUCAGAAGCCCGUCUGGCGCAUCGUCGCGGACAUGACUCCCGAGGAGUUCGUCCGCUGCAUUGACUUCCGCUACAUCACCGACGCGAUCACCCCCGAGGAGGCCAUUGCUCUCCUCAAGGAGGUCGAGGGCGGCAAGCAGGAGCGUAUCAAGGAGGCCGAGCAGAGCCAGGCCGUGCCGGCCUACACGACCAGUGCCGGUUGGUUGGGCUACUCCGAGGACAAGCUCAAGGCGCUGCUCAAGGACAGUGUGGCCCAGGGCUACAAGCACUUCAAGCUGAAGGUUGGCGCGAACGUCGAGGAGGACCGCCGGCGGUUGGCGAUUGCCCGUGAGGCGAUCGGUUACGAUAAGGGAAACAUCUUGAUGGUAGACGCUAACCAGGUCUGGUCCGUCCCCGAGGCUAUCGAGUGGAUGCAGCAGCUCGCCGAGUUCAAGCCCUGGUUCAUCGAAGAGCCCACCUCCCCCGACGACAUCCUCGGCCACGCCGCCAUCAAGAAGGCCCUCGAGAACACCCCGCACGGCCCCAUCGGCGUGGCCACGGGCGAGAUGUGCCAAAACCGCGUCGUCUUCAAGCAGCUCCUGCAGGCGGGAGCGCUGACCGUCCUUCAGGCUGACGCCUGCCGUGUCGGUGGUGUCAACGAGGUGCUGGCCAUCUUGCUGCUGGCCCGCAAGUUCGGCGUCCCCAUUGUCCCCCACUCCGGUGGUGUCGGUCUGCCCGAGUACACCCAGCACCUGAGCACGAUCGACUACGUGGUGGUCAGUGGUAAGAAGAGUGUCUUGGAGUAUGUGGAUCACCUGCACGAGCACUUCGUGCACCCCUCCAGUGUGAAGGACGGCUACUAUGUUACGCCUUUGGAGCCUGGAUACAGUGUUGAGAUGAAGCCCGAGAGUAUGGAUCAGUUCGCAUUCCCCGGUGAGGAGGGCAAGAGUUGGUGGCGGACGGAGGAAGCCAAGACCAUUCUGGAGGGUCCCCGGAUUGUAUAAUUGAUGGGUAUGACAUUUUACGAAUGAUUUUGUAUAUAGAUCGCUGAAGCGAAAUGAGAAAUGUGUUCUUGUUCUUGGU